UUCAACGAGUGCAGUGUGUACGGGACAUGCAGUCAGACGUGCUCCAACAACAAGGGCUCCUACACCUGCAGCUGUGUGGAGGGCUACCUACUGCAGCCAGACAGCCGCUCCUGCAAGGCCAAGAACGGUGAGACACACACAAUCAAACAUCAACAUAAAGCUAGACUUUUCUUCAGACAUAUCACCAAGUAAUAAUUGUGUUUCAGUUGAUUUGUUUUGUUUUGAUCCUGUCAUGCUGUGUUAUUUUGGGGGAAUCAGAUUUGCACGGUGUGACACUCUCUCUAAUGCUGUUACAACUGAAUUUACAGGGAAGAGAUGUCAGAGAUAUGUGACCUUUCUUCCAUCUCCUGUCACCAUCUUCCCCUCUUGACCUCUCCUUCUUUCUCUUCCCCUCCUCCCUCCCUCUCCCCCUCUCUCCGUCUCUCUCUCUCAACCGAGCUCUCGUCCUCUCUCUUCAUACUCUACUCUUCCUCUCGAUCAUAUCAUCUCUCUCCGCGAUCUCUCUCUCUGCUGCUUGUCCUUUGCUCCUCUCUCUCUCUCUCUCUGCUCUCCUCUCUCACCUCCCUCUCCUCCCUCUCUCUCUCCUCUUCCCUCUCUCUCUCCAUCUCUCCCUCCCUCUCUCUCUCUCCCUCCCUCCCUCUGUCUCUCUCUCUCUCCCCUCCCUUUCUUCUUCCUCUCCUCCCUCUCUCAGAUCCUGUGGAACAGCUGCCGGUGCUGCUGAUCACUAACCUCAAUGACAUCCGCUGUACGUCUCUGAGUGGCAUGCCCACCCGCCUCCCGGCCAUCAGCACCAAGAAGGUUAGAGCUCUUUUUUAUUUCCUUAUUAUACAUAUUUCCUGUUUGUUUACUGUUAAGGUAACACUUUAUUUGGAUAGUCCCAAAUAGAUGGUUUGUAGAUGUUCAGUCGAUUACUAUUUGCAUUGACCCCCUUAUUUUAAUUUCUUGCAUUGACUCUUUUGCACAGGCUCGAUGUACACUCACUACACUGACACUCCAACACACACACACACACACACACACACACACACACACACACACACACACACACACACACACACACACACACACACACACACACACACACACACACACACACACACACACACACACACACACACACACACACACACACAUUCAUUCACAUUCCUUCACAGUCUUCACAGUCUUCACAUACGCUGCUGCUACUCUCUGUUUAUUAUCUAUGUAUAGUCACUUUUAUCCCUACCUACAUCUACAUAUUACCUGGACUAACCUGUACCCCGCACAUUGACUCAGUACCAGUAACCCCUGUAUAUAGCCUUGUUAUUGUUAUUUUAUUGUGUUACUAUUUUUCCAUUAGAUUAUUUAGCAAAUUGUUCUAAUUUUUUUAAACUAUGCAUUGUUGGUUAAGGGCUCAUAAGUAAGCAUUUCACGGUAAGGUCUACACCUGUUGUAUUUGGCGCAUGUGACAAAUACAAUUUGAUUUGAUUUUAACAACGUUUCAUCUAACUAUCCACUCACAAUAUCCCUAGCUAGCCCUAUCCCUAACCUUAACCCCUACACUAACCCUAGUCCUGUUGUGUCCCACACAGAGGAUCACGUUGGAAAUAAAAGCUUUAUAAUGCUGAUUACAGUGGCUUGCGAAAGUAUUCAACCCCCUAAUGAACUCCCCCAUAACCUAAUGGUGAUUAUACUACAUGGAAGGGGAGGGUAUCCUCGCUGUCUAUAAGGAUUGUAAUGCCUACAGUGGCUUGCGAAAGUAUUCACCCCCCUUUGGCAUUUUUCCUAUUUUGUUGCCUUACAACCUGGAAUUAAAAUGGAUUUUUGGGGGGUUUGUAUCAUUUGAUUUACACAACAUGCCUACCACUUUGAAGAUGCAAAAUAUUUUUUAUUUAGAAACAAACAAGAAAUAACACAAAAAAACUUGAGCGUGCAUAACUAUUCACCCCCCCAAACUCAAUACUUUGUAGAGCCACCUUUUGCAGCAAUUACAGCUGCAAGUCUCUUUGGGUAUGUCUCUAUAAGCUUGGCUCAUCUAGCCACUGGGAUUUUUGCCCAUUCUUCAAGGCAAAACUGCUCCAGCUCCUUCAAGUUGGAUGGGUUCCGCUGGUGUACAGCAAUCUUUAAGUCAUACCACAGAUUCUCAAUUGAAUUGAGGUCUGGGCUUUGACUAGGCCAUUCCAAGACAUUUAAAUGUUUCCCCUUAAACCACUCAAGUGUUGCUUUAGCAGUAUGCUUAGGGUCAUUGUCCUGCUGGAAGGUGAACCUCCGUCCCAGUCUCAAAUCUCUGGAAGACUGAAACAGGUUUCCCUCAUGAAUUUCCCUGUAUUUAGCGCCAUCCAUCAUUCCUUCAAUUCUGACCAGUUUCCCAGUCCCUGCCGAUGAAAAACAUCCCCACAGCAUGAUGCUGCCACCACCAUGCUUCACUGUGGGGAUGGUGUUCUCGGGGUGAUGAGAGGUGUUGGGUUCAGUUUUAGUCUCAUCUGACCAGAUUACCUACUUCUAUAUGCUUGGGGAGUCUCCCACAUGCCUUUUGGCGAACACCAAACUUGUUUGCUUAUUCUUUCCUUUAAACAAUGGCUUUUUUCUGGCCACUCCUCCGUAAAGCCCAGCUCUGUGGAGUGUACGGCUUAAAGUGGUCCUCUGUAGCUCAAUUGGUAGAGCAUGGCGCUUGUAACGCAAGGGUAGUGGGUUCGAUCCCCGGGACCACCCAUACGUAAAAAUGUAUGCACACAUGACUAUAAGUCGCUUUGGAUAAAAGUGUCUGCUAAAUGGCAUAUUAUUAUUAUUAUUAUUAUAGUUACUCCAAUCUCCGCUGUGGAACUUUGCAGCUCCUUCAGGGUUAUCUUUGGUCUCUUUGUUGCCUCUCUGAUUAAUGCCCUCCUUGCCUGGUCCGUGAGUUUUGGUGCGCGGCUCUCUCUUGGCAGGUUUGUUCUGGUGCCAUAUUCUAUCCAUUUUUUAAUAAUGGAUUUAAUGGUGCUCCGUGGGAUGUUCAAAGUUUCAGAUAUUUUUUUAUAACCCAACCCUGAUCUGUACUUCUCCACAACUUUGUCCCUGACCUGUUUGGAGAGCUCCUUGGUCUUCAUGGUGCCGCUUGCUUGGUGGUGCCCCUUGCUUAGUGGUGUUGCAGACUCUGGGGCCUUUCAUAUGCACGCACCACUUUUCCGUUAUUUAUUUUUUAUAAUUUUUUGAAACAAGUAAUUAUUUUCAUUUCACUUCACCAAUUUGGACUAUUUUAUGUAUGUCCAUUAGAUGAAAUCCAGAUAAAAAUCAAUUUAAAUUACAGGUUCUAAUGCAACAAAAUAAGAAAAACGCCAAGGGGGAUGAAUACUUUUGCAAGGCUCCUUCUGUCUUAUCCUCUGUGAAUUGAAACUAUUGUGAAGUGUUUUUGGGUCUUUGAAAAGCGCUAUUUACAACCCAAGGUAUUAUUGUUGAAUCUUUAUUUACUUUGUCCAAAAACAGACCACUGCCAUGGACUUCAACUACGCCCAGGAGACUGUAUGUUGGAUCGAUGUGGGCGACACGUCCGCCAACACCCAUCUGAAGUGUGCCUCCAUCCCUGAGCUGAAG
Messenger RNA from Coregonus sp. 'balchen', 3549 nucleotides. NCBI's taxonomy places the organism in Eukaryota, Metazoa, Chordata, Actinopteri, Salmoniformes, Salmonidae. The record is from the annotation of a GenBank genome assembly.